CAAAAUAGAAAAUACAGAAAAUAAACAAUCAAACAACAUAAGAAACAGAUCGGUGAAGUGUGAGCGAUACGCCAUUGCUGUAGGACUGGCGCAGAGCACGAUUUCCACCCCUUCUCCCUCCGUAGAAUUCUUCUCUAACAUUAUUUCCCCUCCCUUUCCUCACUCAUUCUGUUGCAACCAAAACCAAGAACUUCAUGCAAAGCAAAGGAGCAGAGCAGAGCAGGCUUAAAGAGAGACGAAAUUAGACGUGCUCAAGAACCAUAUCUCGUAUUGCUGUGCAGAAGGUGAAGAAUAUUCUCAAAAAAAAUACUCUCAUCGGACCAGUUUUCUGUGAAAAGAGAACAUUCAGUGCACUGAGAUGGAUAGAAGAGGGCUUACUUUGAUUCAGGGACCUAUUGACGAGAGCCUAUAUAGGAGUGCAUCAUCGUCCCAGAACAUCGCGGUGGAGUCAACAUCUUACCUCUCUCCCACCACUGCCACCAGUUCUGAUUCUCUGAACAGAGAAUUCAAACUGCACAUUGGCAGAUUCUUUUAUGAGAACAGGCUGGAUUUUGAUGCAGCCAGUUCAACAAGCUUUAAGAGCAUGAUCUCCCUUUUCUCUCGAAGAGGGAUUCAGUGUCAAGCUCCUACUGUCGAGGAGUUAAAAGGGUGGAUAUUCAGGGAUGUGAUGAAGGAAGCGACCUCACGUGUGGAUGAGAUCAAAAGAUCGUGGGCAGUCACUGGUUGUAGCAUCUUGCUUGAUGGAUGGACGUAUGCCAAUGACCGAACCUUUGUGAAUGUUUUGGUGGACUCCCCCAAAGGUACUGUCUAUCUUUCCUCAUCUGACAUAACUACUUGUGUUGGAAAUAUGGAGGCUAUGCAGACCUUCUUAGCGAAGGUUCUGGCGGAGGUUGGACUCCAUAACGUUGUUCAAAUAGUCUCAUACUCGAGCUCGGCCUUCAUGAUGGAGGCUGGUAGGCAGCUCAUGGAGAGAUAUCGGCCAAUCUUUUGGACAGUGAGUGCUUCGCACUGCAUUGAGCUUAUUUUGGAGAAUCUGGCGACGAUGGAUAUCAUCCACGAGACAUUGGAGAAGGCAAAGAUCAUCUCAAGCUUCGUUCACAACCACCCGAUUGCUCUGAAGUAUCUGCAAGACCAGACAAAUGGGAGUGGCCUGGUUGAUUCUUCGAGGAUAAGUACAAUGAGGCCCUUCCUGAUGCUCGAGAAUAUCGUGAUAAAGAAGGGAGCUUUGAAGAAAAUGUUCUCCUUCUCUCAUUCUCAAAGCUCGAACUUGAUGUCAACCGUGGAGGGAAGAAAAGCGAGUGAGCUGGUGGCGGAUCGUUCGUUCUGGAUAGGGGCCUCGACUAUUCUGAAAGGCGCUAUACCUGUCGUGCGCGUGAUAGAAUGGAUGGACAAGAGUGGAAGGGUCCACAUGGGGUAUAUAUACGAGAUCAUUGAUCAGGCGAAGGAGACCAUCAAGCAGGGGUUCAAGAAGAAAUCUGAAUACAUGCCAUUUUGGGAUGCAAUCGACGAUGUAUGGAAUAAGUGCCUCUACAGCCCUCUCCACUCCACGGGCUACUACUUUAACCCAAAUCUUUUCUACACGAGCGACGCGUAUAUCGAUUCUGAAGUUGUCACCGGCAUGUCCUGCUUCAUUGUUCGGUCGGCUGCUGAUUUCCGUAUGCAGGAUCAGUUGGUUGUCCAGAUGGAGCUGUAUAGAACCGGCAGAGGUGGCAUGGGUGCCGGAGUUCCUGAAGAACAAAGAUCGAAUCUUUCUCCGGCUCUUUGGUGGUCGAGAUACGGCGGGGAAUGCCCAGAGUUGCAGAGGCGGAUGAUUCGAUUGCUGAGCCAGACGUGCGACGGUGCAGCCAGGUAUCAGCUCAGGAGAAGCUUGGCAGAGACACUUUUGACCAAGGGAGGGAAUGAAGAUGAGCAAAAAUGGGCAAGGGAUAUGGUUUUCCUUGGAUACAAUAUGCAUCUGCAGAAUUUUGUAAUUGGCAGCUCUGUUUCCGAUGAUGCCAAUUCAUAACAUUUGUUUUUGGCAGUAUUAUUUAUAAUGAUGAUAUCAUAUAAGUAGUAACAAUUAUUCGGCUCAAUUACUCAUACAAUUAGCCAUUAA
Salvia splendens (bonfire salvia) is the source of this 2095-nucleotide messenger RNA. RefSeq lists its product as uncharacterized. The transcript has 4 exons. Bases 359 to 2005 code for a protein of 548 amino acids. Lineage: Eukaryota; Viridiplantae; Streptophyta; Magnoliopsida; Lamiales; Lamiaceae. The record is from RefSeq and is a predicted model, not a curated record.